This is a messenger RNA of Trypanosoma grayi, 1473 nucleotides long. RefSeq names its product putative integral membrane transport protein, putative,drug resistance protein. The coding region runs from base 1 to 1473 and encodes 490 amino acids. The record is from RefSeq and is a predicted model, not a curated record. NCBI's taxonomy places the organism in Eukaryota, Euglenozoa, Kinetoplastea, Trypanosomatida, Trypanosomatidae. Gene Ontology annotation, biological process: transmembrane transport. The transcript has a single exon. Gene Ontology annotation, molecular function: transmembrane transporter activity.
AUGGGGUAUUGGAGUGGUAGCUUUAGAGAGAUUGCGAAUUCACACAUCCUCGAUGUGCACCUCACCAACGCGCUGAUUGGAAUCAGUGCAGGAGUCGAUAUCCCGAUCAUUACAAUGGUGGGCCGUCAGCUUGGGUGCAGCGAAAACGUCAUCGCCACAUACGUUGCGCUCGUCGCCAUAUGUCGCGUGGUGGCGGACGUCCCAAGCGGUGUGCUUGCGGACUACGUCGAUGUGCGGCGGCUCAUCUCAUGGUCUGUAUUUGUUCUGGCGAUUGGGUGUGCCAUUCCGCUCGUGCUGAAACCGGACACCCUCACACUUGGCAUAUUCGGCGUGCUUAGCGGCUUCUCCACCGGUGUCUUCUUCCUGUCACGGCACAUCUACGUCGCACGCAUCUCGAAGCCGGAGCACCGCGGGAUUGUCCUCUCGUUCCUGGCGGGCGUCCUGCGUUUGUCGCACGUGCUGGGGCCGGUGAUGCUCGGCGCCGUCGCGGCGGAGUGUAAAAACGGUCGGUUCUUCUUUGCGGUGCCGCUCAGCGCCGCCCUCUUGGCGUGGCUGUGCGUUGAGGUUGCCAGGUGUCGUGGCGCCACGCACGAGGCGGAGACCGGGUACGAGAGCAAACGUCUCCUGCCCACCGCACCUGUUGCUAUUGUUACGGCGGCCGCAUCAGACAGCGAGACGGUGCCGAUGGUGCCGUCGUACGAGAGCACCACUGUCAAAUGCAGUGGUGGCUGCCGUGGCUGUGAGCAGAGCACACCGGUGGCGAUGCCCAGGACGCAGGUCUUCUCCUGCACGUCGAAGGGGGGGGACGACUCCCCCUCCUGGUACUGUUCUCUUUGGUCUACCAUCGUGGAAAAUUGGUUUACAAUUUGGCGUCUCGGUCUCUAUAUUGUCCUAUACGUUGCGUUGCGUGCCAAUCGGAAGCUCCUCCUGACCUUCGCGGCGAUGCGGCUCGACUUCACAGACUCGCAUUUGGCGUUUCUGCUCUCACUCAGCUUUUCAUUCGACGCGGUUCUCUUUCCGGUGGGAGGCAUCAUUAUGGACCUCUGCGGUCGUCGCCACUCGAUGCUGACAGCAGUCCUCGCCUUUGGCGUUGCCUUCGCGCUGUUGCCACUCUGGCAGACAGAAAAGUGGCUGUACGUCAUGGCAGCAGUGUUCGGCGUUGCGGAUGCACUAAGCUGCGGUCUUGUCAUGACACUCAUUGCCGAUACGGCACCAGAGAAGAAUGCUGGGUUGUUCUUUGGUGUGAUGCGGACAGUGCAGGACAUGGGACAUGUGUUGGGUGCAUUAGUGGUAUCAAUGUUGAUACAGCGAGUAGAGUUCACGGUGAGCUGCUACAUAUGGGGCGGGGUGGCCAUUCUGGCGGCACUUUGGGCGUCUUUUGGUGUUCCUGUUAUUGUUGUGAACGGAAGCAGCAGCAGCAGCAACAACAACAACACUGAGAAUGACAAGAGCACUAGCGGCAGCAUCCCGUAG